GAACUUUACAUGCCUACAACCGGAAUCGAUGAAAGGAUUUGAUUUGUAUUCAUUGACCAAAAACAAACGUUAUGAACUAUUAACAUGUCAACUUGAGGUAUGUCCAUCGCUUUGCACUUGCAUUGAUAUUCCUGCUAAAGAGAGGAUAAUAGUAAACUGUUCUGAUAAAGGUUUGACUGAUUUUCCAGAGCACAUGCCAUGGGGAUACUGGGAUAAUAAUAAGAUCGAGCUCCAUAUAGCAAACAACAAAAUUACGGAAAUUCCAGAUAGAGAUUACAUCUCCCGUUUGAUAAGUGUCGAUGCAAAAGGAAAUUCCAUCCAGCAUAUUAGUCCAACGACGAUAAUGGACCUUGAAGCGGAGUUAAACAUUCAAGAUCAAAGACUGGAUUUUCUCCGCGAGGACUUCGCACGAAAAGACCCAAACCUGAUUACAUUUGGUGACACGGCUGUAUCGUGUUCAUGCCAAAAUUUGUGGAUAGGCGACUGGAUUCGAAAUAACAAGGCAUAUAAUCGUCUAUGGUGUCUAACAGACUCACGUGGAAAAAUUCGAGCCGAAGAUGUGACAGCUCAGUCUUUGGAAUGCACUGUCAAUGUUAUUUCACUUUACCCUAUCAUUAUUCCACUUUGUGGUCUUGUAGCGAUGUUAAUACUUUUGUCAUUAUUACAGUACUGCUUUCGAUAUGAAAUGUUUCUUCUAUAUCGCAAAUGUAUUACACGGGAAAAAAAAGAUGGUUUGAUCGACGUAUUCGUAUCUGUUGCGGACAACGAUGACGAGACAUUGACUGUUGUGCUUAAAUAUAUACGCCCAGCAUUGGAGGCGGAAAACUACUCAGUUAAAGUUCCGUGGAGUGAUAUCCGGAACGAAGAGGAAAGAGACAUGCAAGUGACGGACCUAGUGAGCCAAUGCCGAAACUAUGUUGUAAUGCUUACACCCCAAUACGGAAAAGAUUACAAUUCAAAAUUUGAAUUCGACAUCAUGUGGGAAAAAUUCAAAGCUGAUGCUUCAAGAAAAAUUAUCCUUAUUAACGAUGGCUAUGAGAUCCCGCGUGAUAGGUAUGGGAAAAUAAUUCGAGCGCUUCAAAGGGUCCACAAGGAGCUGAAUUACAAAGAAAGGCAUACACGUCUGGUCGCGCGACUGAUACGUUGUCUUGGAGAGCCCGAGCACGGAAAGGUAAUAAACCCUCUAACAACAACAGUUCGUAGAAGACCUGCCAGACAGAUCGCGACGUCCCAAAUAGAAGAUGUCGAUGAAGUUAUCUAUGCAGCAUAAACUGUAUCUUAAUUAGUAUCUGUGCACACGGAUUUGAUUACAUUUUUGUAGCAAUCGGUUAUUAAACGAUCGCCAAUCUAUAAGAAUUUAGUAUAUUCUAAUACGAUCUUUCUUUUUGGCUUGUUAGACAAACGACUAGCACUGGAUACUAUGCAUGAUGAACUUUGUAGAAAAAAAAAAUAUUUUUUAACAGUAUUAUCGCUCACGAUAAAAUGCGAGCAAAUUUUGACUUAUACGACAUCUUAACCGAUUAUCAUAUUUGUUCCCUCCUUUGCAA
Dreissena polymorpha is the source of this 1547-nucleotide messenger RNA. RefSeq lists its product as uncharacterized. The record is from RefSeq and is a predicted model, not a curated record. NCBI's taxonomy places the organism in Eukaryota, Metazoa, Mollusca, Bivalvia, Myida, Dreissenidae. The coding region runs from base 29 to 1270 and encodes 413 amino acids. The transcript has a single exon. Gene Ontology annotation, biological process: signal transduction.